Messenger RNA from Prorocentrum cordatum, 3505 nucleotides. The record is from the annotation of a GenBank genome assembly. NCBI's taxonomy places the organism in Eukaryota, Dinophyceae, Prorocentrales, Prorocentraceae.
AUGGCGCUCUACCAGCGCAAGGAGGUGGCCCAGUACACGGACGCGGAGGACUUGUUCGACGCGCUCGCGUGCACUGUCGAGGGCCAACAUUCCGUUCGCCUGGUCCGCAUGUCGUGGCUGCUGCAGCAGCGUGGCUCGGUCCUGAGGAGACGCCAGGAGCUGCCCGAGGAGGAGGCGGGCGGACGAGGAGGAUGCGGCAAGGUUGCGCCGAUGAUCGCCAUGUCAUUCUGCUGGGAUGCGCGCGAGCACCCCGACCCCGAGGGGUUGCAGAUGAAUUUGGUGAUAGCCACUUUGGAGCAAGAGCGCGGCACAUACUCCCAAACCGAUGGCGAAUUCGCGGGGUUCAGCGAGAUGGGCGUCUGCUGGGACUGUCCCUCGCUGCUGCACGGCGACCCCGACAAGGCCCACGAAGCGCAUGCCCAGGAGGCCGCGGACGAUGCCAAGCGCACGCCCGCCGAGAAAGCUGCGUUCAAGCACGUCUUGCACGAGACGAUCGACCUCUGGUACGCCCACCAGGCCAGAACUGUCUUCCUGCUGACGCAGCAUCUCCGGGAGUGGGGUAGCACGCGCGAGUGCGGCUACGACCAGUCGGGGUGGACGACGUGCUGGCCAGUGGGCCCUGCGAGGCUCGAAUUCGAAGGGAUGCCGCCCCCGACCCCCGAGCAGGUCGCGGGGCUUGGCGGCUGCCUGCGGCUGUGCGCCCGCCUGGAGAAGCUGGACCUGCGCAGAUGCAAUGUCGGCCCCGCGGGCUGGGAGUCCCUGGCACGGACGCUGCCCUCCGCGCCCCGCCUGGAGGAGCUGUACCUGCAGGACAAGGGCAUCGGCGGCGACGGGGCGGAGGCCCUGGCACAGGCGUUGCCCUCCACGCUCGGCCUGGAGUAUCUGGACCUCUCGGGCAAUGGCAUCGGCGGCGACGGGGCGGAGGCGGCGCUGCGGGCCGCCUGGGGCCGCCGGAACCUUGAUUACUUGGCCCGCGGCGUGGGCAGGGAGCUCGGCAUUCCCGCCGGCGACGUCGUCGUCGCCUCGGUCUUCUACGACCUCUUCGCCGCCGCCGACAGCCCGCUCAGGGAGAAGGCGUGCACGGGCGUCAUCGCCCAGACGACCUCGGGUGACAUCCUUCAUGGUCGGAAUCUGGAUUAUGAUUUUGCGGAGAAGCUGGCGAAAACCACCCUCGUCGUCGACUUCAUGCGCAACGGAUCGCAGCAUUUUACCGCUGUGACAUUCGGCCCGAUCCCGAAUUUCAACACCGCUGUCAGGUAUGGGUCUUUCUCCCUCACUCACGAUGAGCGCGACCAAGGAAGCAUCGCCGAGAACCUGUUUGACAUGAUUGUCAGGGGCCGUGUGGCUACGUUCUCCCAGAUACGGGAGGCUAUGGAUACAGUGUCUUCUUUUGAUGAUGCCGUGACGUUUUUUAGCACGGCGAAGUUGUCGUCAGCCUCGUAUUUUAUUCUUGGCGGCGUCAGGGCGGGCGAAGGUGCAGUCAUUACGCGAAACCGUGAUAGUGUCGCCGAUGCUUGGAAACUGAAUGUUCGUGCUGGGCGUUGGUACUUAGUUGAGACCAACUAUGAUCAUGAUAAGCAGCCGGGCACUGGUGAUGACCGGAGACACCCUCUGAUCCGCGCAAUGGACGCAACCGGCCAGGAUAACAUCACUGCGGCCACCCUGUGGGAGGUUAUCUCCACCAGGCGCGUGAAUACCUCGGCAGGAGAGAGGCCACCUCUUAACCCAGGCACGGUCUAUAGCACCGUGAUGGGGGCACGCCAUCCAGAGAGUUUCAAGACUGUGGUUCGCACUUCUUUCAGUGCAGAUUCCGCAGCUUUCUUUGUGUGACCUCGGACGCACAGCGAUUCUUGGCUGAGCGGGCAGGGAGGGAGAGCGUUCCGAUCCGUCUGCUGGCCACAUGGCGGAAAAUACCGCCCAGACGCGAUGAUCACCGCGCCCCUUCCCUUCAGGCCGCCGGGCUUGGGCAGCAAGAGAUGGAGCCACUGGAUCUAGCCGCAUCGCCAGUGCAUCGGCUAUGUGGCGCGAUUCAGAGCCUGGUUCUCUCCACUCCGACGUUGGCAUCGGCGAUGCGGCGCGAUCCCCCGACCCUGCCUACUCUGGUCCCAUUUGGGCGGCCUCCGAUGUCUCUUCCCCGCCUUGUUGCCCCCUGGCCCCUCCCCCGCCCGAGUCCCGCCCUCCCUGCCCCCUCCUCUUCUCCAGCUGGGCGCGCCGCCCCGAGCCGCGCGAGUCCCCUGGCUCCCAAUUGCUGUUCAUGCGGGUGUCUUUGAAAACGCUGCCAUGCGUUACAUUUCUAUAUUCUUUUCCGGGUUCGUGGGUCGAUCAUGUGCGCGCGCUGAGGGCCUCCGCGGGCAGGCCCCGCGUGGAGAGGCUCCUCCUCGUGACGGCGCGCUCGGUUGGGCGGCUGUCGGCGUGUUGGGCCGCGGUGCGAGUGCUGGCGGGAUAGCUCGGCGCACCCUCGGGCCGACCGUGAUCCCUCCCAAAAAGAUCGAAGAGGUGGGGAUUCGGAGGUUGAUGGGAGCCCCGACCUGCCAAAUGAACGAGUGAAGUGCCCCUUUUCAAUUCCCCAGAGGGAGCAGUGAAGCGCUAACGAAAGAGCUCGAGCCUAUGCAGUGAGGCACGAGGAGGAGGGGAGGCGGCAACGGUGUCAGAUGACGAUGACGAUAUUCUGGCACAUGAUGCGCCACACUGCGUCAUGGCUUCCUUUCCCCACGCGAAGCGGGCCUCCGCCACCCCCUCCAGCAAGUCGUCGUGGAACCCCAAGACCUCGUACCAGGGCAGUCCCGCGUUGCAGUGCCCCUGGCCUCUGAUGAGGCAACACUUUGCCGCCAGCAGGACGAGGCUGCGAGUGCUGGCGCCGGCAUCGACCUCCUGAUGCCACUGUCGGAACCAGGUGGCUGCGCCGGCGCCUUCGGUGCCUUGCGCGGCGGUGUUGUCGCUUGCUGAGCGAGCGGGCGCCUGCCGCGUAUGUUUGCGGAUCGUCUGGGGCAGGCCGCGGCCGUGUCUCGCGCCUAGGCCCCCCCCCCCAGAGGCUCCGACCUGGGGGGGGCUAUCGCAGAGAAACAUGCUCUGUCCCAGGGUGGGCCGCCUAAAACUGUGUUGGUAUGUCUGGACGCUGACGUGAAUCAGUGUCGGGACUUCACGCGAGGGCCAGUAUCUUUUUGUACAGUCUGCAAUGCAAAGCGGAAGAACUGCGCCGAGGAUCGAUGGCCUCGAGGAUGCAAUUCUUGCGUACUUUAUGAGGUUGUGUGGCUUCGGGGUCGCGAGCAUGGCAUAAUUUACGCGGGUAAUGACAUUCGAUCGUUUAACUGCAUGCUGAGUGGUCUGUUCGUUGUAAUGGCGCAUGCCGCCACAGUGCGGCUCAAGGCUCUCUCCUUCUCCCGCCUCCGAAUCUUUUGACCUUGGCUGCUGCACAGUCCUGCUUCGUGGCGACCGCUCUGUCUUGCGAGAUGAGCGCCGUAGCCCCCCAGGCUGCAAAUGAUUUCCAUGGCAUGAGGAAGACACA